Molecule: messenger RNA, 1417 nt
Organism: Cucurbita moschata (crookneck pumpkin)
Lineage: Eukaryota; Viridiplantae; Streptophyta; Magnoliopsida; Cucurbitales; Cucurbitaceae
Product: thioredoxin reductase 1, mitochondrial-like
Exons: 2
Coding region: 191-1309 (372 amino acids)
Biological process (GO): removal of superoxide radicals
Cellular component (GO): cytoplasm
Molecular function (GO): thioredoxin-disulfide reductase (NADPH) activity
Source: RefSeq, a predicted model, not a curated record
GAUUAAGAGGGUUAAUUUUUAUAAGCCACUGGUUCGAUGUAGAGUUGUGGUUCAUAGAGGUAGGUUUCAAUUUUCCGCGCUUAUAAGGCUGCAAUGUGCUUCAGACAACAGAGCUCUGCUGGGGAAACGAAUAAACUCUUGUGUGAUUGAUAGGUAGAAAAGAGUGGAGAAGAAGAAGAAGAAGAGCAUAAUGACAUUUGGGUUUCUCAGAAGAGCCCGGAAUUUAAUCGGCGUAGCGUCCACCACCGUUGCGGCGGCGUUUUUUUCUUCUAGUAUUGCGAGUUCCGGUUCCAAAAUCGCCGCCAUGGACGAUCUCCAUCUUCAGAAUCUCAGGACCAAGCUUUGCAUCAUCGGUAGUGGCCCGGCUGCCCACACCGCCGCCAUAUACGCCGCCCGGGCGGAGCUCAAGCCGAUUCUCUUUGAAGGAUGGAUGGCCAACGACAUUGCGCCAGGCGGCCAGCUCACAACCACCACCGAAGUGGAGAAUUUUCCCGGAUUCUCAAACGGCGUACUCGGAAUGGAUCUCAUGGACCGAUGUCGGAAUCAAUCUCUCCGUUUCGGAACACAGAUUUUCACCGAGACGGUUAACAAAGUCGAUUUCUCCACGAAUCCUUUCAAGAUUUUCACCGAUUCAAAAGCCGUACUCGCGGACUCUGUAAUUGUCGCCACAGGGGCUGUUGCUAAGCGUUUGUCGUUCCCAGGCUCCGGCGAUGCACCAGAAGGGUUUUGGAAUCGCGGUAUAUCGGCUUGUGCAGUGUGCGAUGGCGCCGCCCCGAUUUUCAGGGAUAAGCCAUUGGCGGUGGUCGGAGGUGGGGAUUCAGCCAUGGAGGAAGCGAUUUUCCUCACCAAGUACGGCUGCAAAGUGCACAUCAUCCAUAGACGGGACGCUUUUAGGGCAUCAAAAAUCAUGCAGCAGCGGGCACUCAGCAACCCUAAGAUCGACGUGCUUUGGAAUUCUGUGGUGGUUGAGGCCUAUAGCGACGGAGACAGAGGGGUUUUGGGAGGUUUGAAAGUUAAGAACAUUGUUAGUGGAGAGUUGUCCGAUUUGAAGGUUUCUGGGUUGUUCUUCGCAAUUGGGCAUGAACCGGCAACCAAGUUCUUGGAUGGGCAGCUUCAGCUUGAUUCCGAUGGCUACGUCGUGACGCAGCCGGGGACAACUCGAGCCAGUGUUCGUGGAGUUUUUGCAGCCGGAGACGUUCAGGACAAGAGAUAUAGACAGGCCAUUACUGCUGCUGGAACUGGAUGCAUGGCUGCUUUGGAUGCAGAACAUUACCUGCAAGAAAUUACUUCUGAAAACAGUAAACUGUAAAUUUUGAUUACUUCUUCAGUAAUUCAAAACCUAAACCCCAUCAAUCCUUCUCUCAUCCUUGAUGAAUAUGUUUACCACUUCCCAUAAUGUAUUUUUUAGAUAUUUUUU